AUGAGCUGGUUGGUGUCCCGAGUGUCAGCGGUCCGGGUCCCGGCCGUCCUCCGCCUGCUGUGUAGCAGCUCCCGGGAGCACCUGGAGGGUCUGGUGAAGAAGGACAAGGUGGUGGUGUUCAUGAAGGGGACCCCGGCGCAGCCGAUGUGCGGCUUCAGCAACGCCGUGGUGCAGAUCCUCCGCAUGCACGGGGUGGAGGGCUACGCCGCCUACAAUGUGCUGGAGGACCAGGACCUCCGACAGGGGGUGAAGAGUUUCUCCAACUGGCCCACCAUCCCACAAGUCUUCCUGAACGGGGAGUUCGUCGGAGGCUGCGACAUUCUUCUUCAGAUGCACCAGAACGGAGACCUGGUGGAGGAACUGAAAAAGCUGGGCAUUCGUUCUGCGCUGCUGGACGCCGAGUCGAGUCAGGAGAGGAAGUAG
Staurois parvus is the source of this 423-nucleotide messenger RNA. Lineage: Eukaryota; Metazoa; Chordata; Amphibia; Anura; Ranidae. The record is from the annotation of a GenBank genome assembly.